UUGAAAAUGCCGAUAAAGAAAUUGCCCAAAAACGUGUAGAUCAGGAACCCUCACCGUCCACCUCGGUGCGCACUCGCCUACGUGGUAAAUCCAAGUUACGCGGAGCCGAUGCCGAUUCUACCAGCCUGGUGGCAAGUGGUUCUUCGUUGAAGGGUAAAAAAGCCAAAGCUGAAGAUGUCGGCAAGAAGGUCGUUUGUUACUACACCAAUUGGUCACAAUACCGUCCCAAAAUUGGUAAAUUCGUACCCGAAGAUAUUCCAGCGGAUUUGUGCACGCACAUCAUUUUCGCCUUCGGUUGGUUGAAGAAAAACAAAUUGAGUUCCUAUGAAUCGAAUGAUGAGACAAAGGAUACAGUGCCUGGACUCUAUGAUCGUAUUAUGACCCUGAAGAAGGUCAAUCCUAAGUUGAAGAUCCUUUUGGCUUUGGGUGGUUGGUCAUUUGGCACCCAGAAAUUCAAGGAUAUGUCUGCCACCCGCUAUACCCGCCAAACCUUUAUCUAUUCCGCCAUACCAUUCUUGCGUAAACGUGGUUUUGAUGGUCUGGAUUUGGAUUGGGAAUAUCCCAAGGGUUCGGAUGAUAAGAAAAACUUUGUUUUGUUGUUGAAGGAAUUGCGUGAAGCUUUCGAGGCUGAGGCCCAAGAAUUGAAGAGGCAACGUUUGUUGUUGACAGCUGCCGUGCCUGUGGGACCCGAUAAUAUCCGUGGUGGUUAUGAUGUACCCGCUGUUGCCAGUUAUUUGGAUUUCAUUAACGUUAUGGCCUACGAUUUCCAUGGUAAAUGGGAACGUGAAACCGGUCACAACGCUCCACUGUAUGCUCCCUCAUCCGACUCGGAAUGGCGUAAACAAUUGUCCGUUGACAAUGCUGCCACAAUGUGGGCCAAAAUGGGUGCCCCCAAAGAGAAAUUAGUUAUUGGUAUGCCCACAUAUGGUCGUUCCUUUACUUUGGCUUCGACCGCUAAACAUGGUCCCAAUGCCCCAGCCACCGGUGGUGGCAAGGAAGGUAUCUACACCAAAGAAAGUGGUUUCCUCGCCUAUUAUGAAAUCUGUGAAAUGCUGUUGAAUGGUGCCGUCUAUGUGUGGGAUGAUGAAAUGAAGGUGCCCUAUUUGGUGGAUGGUGAUCAAUGGGUUGGCUUUGAUGAUGAACGUUCCAUUCGCAACAAAAUGAAAUGGAUUAAGGAUAAUGGUUAUGGUGGUGCCAUGGUAUGGACUGUCGAUAUGGAUGAUUUCAAGGGUGAUGUGUGUGGAGGACAGGUAAAAUAUCCACUAAUUGGAGCCAUGCGUGAAGAGCUGUUGGGCAUUUCAAGAGGUAAAGAUGCCAAGGAUGUUAAUUGGUCUGAAGUGGCUGCUACCUUUGAGGAUUUGGAAGAGGUUGAGAAACCCGAACCCAUUAAAAUUGAUGUUGAAGAAAUCUUGGCCAAGGUACGCAAACCCACAAAGAAACAUCGUGUCAAGUCUGGUGCUUUGGCAGUGGAAAAGAACACCCGUCCCGCCCAAGUUUUCUGUUAUCUUACUAGCUGGUCUUCUAAACGUCCCGGUGCCGGUAAAUUCUUACCCGCCAAUAUUGACCCCAAACUUUGCACCCACAUUGUCUAUGCCUUUGCCACACUCAAGGAUCACAAAUUGGCCGAGAACAGUGACGAAGAUCCCGAUAACUAUGAAGAAAUUAUUGCGUUGCGUGACAACAAUCCCGAUUUACAAAUCCUUUUGGCCAUUGGUGGCUGGGCAUUUGGUUCAACACCCUUCAAAGAUCUCACCUCCAAUGUGUUCCGUAUGAAUCAAUUUGUCUAUGAAGCCAUUGAUUUCCUGCGUGAUUAUAAAUUUAAUGGUCUCGAUGUGGAUUGGGAAUAUCCUCGAGGUUCUGAUGAUCGAGCUGCCUAUGUAAAUCUUCUGCGUGAAUUGCGUGUGGCCUUUGAGGGUGAAGCUAAAUCGUCUGGAUUGCCCCGACUCUUGCUAACAGCUGCUGUGCCAGCCUCCUUUGAAGCCAUUGCAGCAGGUUAUGAUGUCCCUGAAAUAUCGAAAUAUCUUGAUUUUAUUAAUGUCAUGACCUAUGAUUUCCAUGGUCAAUGGGAACGUACUGUGGGCCACAACUCACCUCUCUUCCCCUUGGAAUCGGCCACAGGUUAUCAAAAGAAAUUGACAGUUGAUUAUAGUGCCCGCGAAUGGGUUAAACAAGGUGCUCCCAAGGAGAAACUUUUAAUCGGUAUGCCCACCUAUGGCAGAACAUUUGAAUUGGCCAAUGUGACACAAUUUGAUAUUGGAGCACCCGCCUUGGGUGGUGGUCGUUCUGGCAAAUUCACCAAUGAAUCCGGUUUCUUGAGUUACUAUGAAGUGUGCACAUUCUUGGCAGCAGAUAAUACCACCUUGGUAUGGGAUUCGGAGCAGCAGGUGCCAUUCGCUUAUCGUGACGAUCAAUGGGUUGGUUUCGAUGAUGAACGUUCGUUGAAAACAAAGAUGGAAUGGUUGAAAGAGCAAGGCUUUGGUGGUAUUAUGGUGUGGUCCAUCGAUAUGGAUGAUUUCACUGGACGUUGUGGAAAUGGCAAAUAUCCUCUGCUGACAGCAUUAAAUGAUGAACUCAAGGGUUAUAAGGUCAAUUUGGAAUAUGAGGGUCCCUAUGAAUCGCGAGGUCCCCGGGGAGCAUACACCACGAAAGAUCCCCACGAAGUAACCUGUGCCGAGGAAGAUGGUCACAUUAGCUAUCACAAAGAUUGGAAUGAUUGCACCCAUUAUUAUAUGUGCGAGGGUGAACGUAAACAUCAUAUGCCAUGUCCUGCCAACUUGGUCUUUAAUCCACAGGAGAAUGUAUGCGAUUGGCCGGAAAAUGUUGAGGGUUGCCAUGUGCCAACAGAUGCGCCAGCUUAAAUUUUGGU
Molecule: messenger RNA, 2866 nt
Organism: Musca vetustissima
Lineage: Eukaryota; Metazoa; Arthropoda; Insecta; Diptera; Muscidae
Gene: Cht7
Product: chitotriosidase-1
Exons: 6
Coding region: 378-2858 (826 amino acids)
Biological process (GO): chitin catabolic process; carbohydrate metabolic process
Cellular component (GO): extracellular region
Molecular function (GO): hydrolase activity, hydrolyzing O-glycosyl compounds; chitin binding
Source: RefSeq, a predicted model, not a curated record